AUGGCGCCUCGUGAGUGUUCGGAUGGAGACUCGACCCUCGCGAAUGGCACAUGCGCAUGCUCACCCGCUGUUUGGUCUUCCACUGGAUUGGUCUGGGCGCACGGACGCACAGGCAAGAUCAAGGUUGCAAACCCCGUGGUGGAGAUGGAUGGAGACGAGAUGACUGUGAGCACCUCGAUCGCCGCACCAAUCACAAGCGGCGCGACCAUCAGAGCUGGCAACUACGACGGAAAUUGAUGCACAACUUCAUCCUUGCUUUGCUGGAACUUACUCGCAGCGCAUCAUCUGGCACAAGAUCAGGGAAGAGGUGAGUCAUUGAAACUGUACUGAUCCUGUCAAGGGUCCCCCUCUCGAGCUGCCAUGUGUUGAUCGUCGAGGAACGCCCGCUGAUCGGCUUCGACAGAUUAUCCUGCCAUAUGUGGACUUGGACAUCAAAUACUACGAUCUCAGCAUCGAGAACCGAGAUGCUGUGAGUGUAGAGAAGCGCUUGCAAGGACACGCAUCCUAGCUCGACCUUGACGCAUUUUGUUUUUUUUUGCAGACCGAGGACCGAGUGACAGUAGAGGCUGCCGAGGCGACAAAGAAGUACAGCGUGGCCAUCAAGUGCGCUACUAUCACACCCGAUGAAGCUCGGGUAAAGGAGUUCAAUCUCAAGAAGAUGUGGCUCUCGCCUAACGGCACGAUUCGCAACAUCUUGGGAGGCACUGUGUUCCGCGAACCCAUCGUCUUGGAAAAGAUUCCGCGGCCUGUUCCGGGCUGGACCAAGCCGAUCUGCAUCGGCAGACACGCGUUUGGAGACCAGUACAGAUGUCAAAAUUUUGCGGUGGACAAGCCUGGAAAGUUCACAAUGACCUUCAAAGCGGAGGACGGUGAGGAAAAGACGUGGGACAUUUUCAACUUUCCAGAAAAGGGCGGUGUGGGUCUGGCCAUGUACAACACGACGGACUCGAUCGAGGGCUUUGCGCACGCCAGCUUCAAGAUGGCCCUCGACAAGGGAAUGCCCCUGUACAUGAGCACCAAGAACACUAUUCUAAAGGCCUACGAUGGCAGGUUCAAGGAUAUCUUCGAAGACAUCUACCAGAAGCAUUACAAGAGUCAAUUCGAGCAAAAGAAGCUCUGGUACGAGCACAGACUUAUCGAUGACAUGGUUGCGCAGGCCAUCAAGGGUGAAGGAGGAUUCGUCUGGGCCUGCAAGGUGAGCAACAGAGAGCGCAACAGCAAAGCUGGCGCGUAGUUUGGAUGGCUCACGCAUUGUGCCUGCAUCAUUCUAUGCUGUUCAGAACUACGACGGAGACGUCCAAUCGGACAUUUUGGCGCAGGGCUUUGGCUCUUUGGGUAUGAUGACUUCCGAGCUCAUCACGCCAGACGGAAAGACAAUGGAGUCGGAAGCUGCGCACGGAACGGUGACGCGUCACUACCGAGAACAUCAAAAGGGCAACGAGACGUCGACGAACAGCGUGGCAAGCAUCUACGCUUGGACCAGAGGGUUGCUCUUCAGAGGCAAGUUGGAUGGUAAUCAAGAGCUCAUCACUUUUGCCAAGAGCUUGGAGGCCGCUUGCGUAGAGGCCAUUGACAGGGACGGCGUUAUGACCAAGGAUCUCGCUCUCGCGAUCCAUGGCAAAAAGAUGGAGAGAAAACACUACGUUACGUGGGUUGCUUCUGUACGAUGGCAAGAUGGCCAGUCCUUGCUUGCUCAGACGCUUACACCACCUCACACUUUCUCUACCUCAGCACAACCGAAUUCUUGGACCAUGUGCGCAACAAGAUGGCAAGCAAGCUGAAGGAGCAGGGAAUCGAAGCUGGUAAGCUUUGA
Messenger RNA from Ceraceosorus bombacis, 1813 nucleotides. NCBI's taxonomy places the organism in Eukaryota, Fungi, Basidiomycota, Exobasidiomycetes, Ceraceosorales, Ceraceosoraceae. The record is from the annotation of a GenBank genome assembly.